AUGUGGAAAAAGGAGGAUGGCCACGAGGAACAAGAGGCUCUAUCAUCAGAGCCGGCAAGGCGACGUCGGCAUGGUCAUUAUAUGCAUACCAAGACCGUGGAAGGGAUGCGAUCUACAUAUCAACCAGGGAUCCGUUUUCCGAAGAUAACGUAUCAGGGUGAACGUCUAGCGCCACCGGCCCCCCAGAUCACUGGGAAUAAAGCUAUUACCGUCAUUGGACAUGCCGGGGCGAGACCACUUUCCCCAGAGAUAAGCUGGCACGUGUGGGUAGGGGCCUACCAGCCUGCCGGAGCCUGGCAGCUAGCACGGGUUAAGUGGGCCACCAACGCCCGCCGAGAGCCGCAGCCGUCGGAAGAUCGGAGGAGUCCGCCUAAAUUGCUGGCUUCGGGGGUCCGCCGUCUCGUCCGUGGCUUCCGUCCACGAGUUGGUGUCUGGCUGGUAGCACGAGCCGACAAUGGGUCCAGAUACGAUCGUCGCGGUCACGUGAUAUCGCGGGCUGAAGAGACCACCCCAGCAUUCUACGCAGGCACCACUUCGCAGUACACCAGCCAGGCCUUGAUCAAGACUGGCGCCAUGAUCAUCUCAAAAUGGAGGCAGGGCCUUCGCACUGUCCUGACGCUCCUCAUACUCUCGGUCGCAGUCGAUUGCCAGUCGUCGCCGUCUCCAACUGAGACGCCAGACCGCACUCCCUACACAGGAAAGCUGGUAAAGCAGACUGAUGCUCUGAGUGUGGACGCGAUAUCGCCAGAAACGUCCCCAGCAGCUUCACACGAGGAGGAGACCACGAAGAAGUCAGGAAGCGCAAGGAAACAUCAAGGUCUUCCCGUCCUAGGCUAUGUAACACCAUGGAACUCCCGUGGCAAGCAGCUGGUCGAGGACUAUCGGGAAAGAUUCGAUAUUGUGAGCCCCGUAUGGUAUACGGUCCACACAGACCCGGACUCGAACAAGGUGUACAGAGUCGAAGGUGCGCCACCCGGUGAAGAGGAUGAAGCGUGGUACAAACGACUUCAGGAGCCAUCGGCAUCAUCUUCGAAAGCAAUCAAAGUGGCACCACGCUUCAUUCUGGAUGGCUGGAAUCAAGCCGACUACAGCAGUCUGGUUUUUAACGAAACGAGAUGGGAGAUUCUCGCUUCAACUAUCUGGAACGUCGUAGAUGCCAUGUCCUAUGACGGUGUGGUCUUCGAGUCCAUCGCGACGCACGCUCUAGUCGGGCCAUUGAAAGCGUUAUCCGAAAGGCUUCACUCGCACAGCAAGGAAUUGGUAUUGGUGAUGCCCCCGAUACGAACUACGGGGGGGUUUGACUCGCAAAACACUAUGCUUCUUGAGUCGCUACCUUCGCUGGCGAAGAUCACCGACUACUUCAGCAUAAUGACAUACGACAUGACAGGCCCAGCGGGGCACGAGACUUCGCAUACGUUUCCAGAGAGAACGAGGCUCCACGGCGCCAAGAGCCAGGGCCAUGUGCGUGAGCCAGGGCCCAAUACAGCUCUCGACUGGGUACGGGACAAUCUCAUAUCAUUCAGCACGGGAUCCACCUCCACGGGCUCGCCAGAGUUCGGCAUGGGACAGGAAUUCCAGUUCUCGGAAGAGAUCUCGGCAAAGUUUCUCAUGGGACUUCCCCUCUAUGGCUACACCUACCCGGUCAUCUUUGCCAGUGUGAAGCAGGGGAGUGUCCUGCAGAAGCCGACAUCGGAUCCAGAUACCAUUGCCGUCAUGCGAGGAGCCGGGAAAGCUGUGACUGCACUCGAAAUCGAAACCUUGCUUGAAGAGCACGGGUCUGAAGUUCGAGAAGGACAUGACGGGGAGCAUUCCUUCGAUUAUCGAGAAGAAGAUGGAUGGUGGAGAGCGUUCAUACCUACACAAAAAGGUAUGACGAAUAUUCUCCAGGUCCUCGGGCAGGAUCUGGACGUGGCCCAGCAGUCGUCGAGCACCUAUCCUGUUCGAGCUGGUGUAGCACUAUGGGAGGUUGGGCAAAGCUCUCCAGGUCUGUUGGAAGUAUUGUAG
Messenger RNA from Neoarthrinium moseri, 2004 nucleotides. RefSeq lists its product as uncharacterized. Bases 1 to 2004 code for a protein of 667 amino acids. Gene Ontology annotation, biological process: carbohydrate metabolic process. The transcript has 2 exons. The record is from RefSeq and is a predicted model, not a curated record. Gene Ontology annotation, molecular function: oligosaccharide binding. Lineage: Eukaryota; Fungi; Ascomycota; Sordariomycetes; Amphisphaeriales; Apiosporaceae. Gene Ontology annotation, cellular component: extracellular region.